Syzygium oleosum is the source of this 4072-nucleotide messenger RNA. Its product is annotated as receptor-like protein EIX2. The transcript has a single exon. Lineage: Eukaryota; Viridiplantae; Streptophyta; Magnoliopsida; Myrtales; Myrtaceae. Gene Ontology annotation, molecular function: protein binding. Bases 184 to 3792 code for a protein of 1202 amino acids. The record is from RefSeq and is a predicted model, not a curated record.
AUUGAUUACAUUCACUACCAUUCAUUUUCUUGCUCUCUAUAAAUGCCAUUUGUCUACUCUUAAGAACACGCUCAAAAUGAACCUCCCAAAGUUUAAACAAAUGCACCCUAACCAAAAACUUGAAGCCUAAUCGAGUGGCUUUCACGUGCAAUAUAGCUUCUGUUUACAUUUUCAAUAUUAUUCAUGGCGGGACAUGAUAGUGUGAAAGUGCUUGUACUAGUAAGUCUGUUGUUAAUUUUAGACAAUGCCUUUUUAUGCUUGUGCAGAAACAGAAGCUCAUCCUCCAUUUGCUUUGAAGAAGAAAGGGAUGCUCUGCUGCAGUUUAGACAAAGUCUUUUAGACGAGUCAAACCUCCUUUCUUCCUGGAAAGGUGAAGAUUGUUGCCGAUGGACUGGAGUGACGUGUGACCGAGCAAAUGGACAUGUCGUCAUGUUCCAAAUCUUACCAAAAACUACGUUACUACCAGAAGAUGAAUUCUUGUCUCCACAAGGAGCUGGCCUCUCAUACUCGUUCACAAGGUUUUUUUCAAAAGCUAGUGAACUAAACUCUUCUUUGCUCAAUUUGAGAUACUUGAACUACCUAGACUUGAGCGGGAUCUUUUUCAAGUAUGCGUCCAUGCCCAAAUUCAUCGGCUCCAUGAAGCAGUUGAGGUACCUUAACUUGUCCAACUCUUUCUCUUUUGCAACUGUUCCUCGUGAAUGGGGAAAUCUCACCGAGUUGGAAUUCCUUGAUCUCCAUGGUUAUUAUCGCAUGGGUGUUGUUAAUGACAUUCGAUGGGUUUCGCAUCUUCGAGCAUUAAAGUACCUCGACAUGAGUGGUAUAAAUGUUAACAGAUCUGGAGACCUCGUGCAGGUGAUAAGCACACUCCCAUCUUUAUCACAUUUAAGUCUAUCAGAUUGUGGGCUUUAUAACUUUCACCUGUCUUUUGGACGCUUGGCCAAUUCUACUGCUCUUCAUCUUCAGUACCUAGAUCUUUCAAGGAAUUCUUUUGAAGGUUUCAUCCCAAGCACUAUAUUUCAAAACAUGACUUCUCUCCAGCAUCUCGAUCUCCAUAGUUAUUAUCGCAUGGGUGUUGUUAAUGAUAUUCGAUGGGUUUCGCAUCUUCGGGCAUUAAAGUACCUUGACAUGAGUGGUAUAAAUGUUAACAGAUCUGGAGACCUCAUGCAGUUGAUCAGCACACUCCCAUCUUUAUCACAUUUAAGUCUAUCCCAUUGUAGGCUUUAUAACUUUCACCUGUCUUCUGAACGCUUGGCCAAUUCUACUGCUCUUCAUCUUCAGUACCUAGAUCUUUCAUGGAAUUUUUUCGAAGGUUUCAUCCCAAGCACUAUAUUUCAGAACAUGACUUCUCUCCAGUACCUUGAUCUUUCAAGGAACUCUUUCAACUUGGCCAAUUAUACUUCUCUUCAUCUUCAGUACCUCGAUCUUUCGGAAAAUCAUUUUGAAGGUCCCAUCCAAAGCACUAUAUUUCUAAACAUGACUUCUCUCCGGCACCUUGAUCUUCAAUCAAACCUUUUCAACUCUUCGGUAUCAAGGUGGUUCAAUAACUUGAGAAGUCUUGUCGAUCUCAAUCUUGCAAACAAUCUUUUGCAAAGCAUUGAGGGAGGGUUGUUCUCUUUCUUAAGGGAAAAACCGUUUCUCCGGUCUCUACUCUUGGGCAAUAACGAACUUCAUGAGGAGAUAUAUUCAGUGGAGGGAAAUUCUUCGGGGCUUAUCGGGAAAAACUUCGAGCGACUGGAGAUAAGUAACAAUUUUCUUCAGGGGCCUUUGCUAGAUUGGUCGGUGCACUUGAAAAACCUGAAAUUGCUUGACCUAUCAUAUAAUCAAUUACAUGGAACCAUCCCAUCAUCACAUGGUUGGUUAUGCUUGAGAGCACUUUCUCUUUCUUAUAAUCAAUUAACAGGGAAUAUUCCGGAGGCAUUAGGAAGAUCGCAAGUCUUAACAAUUUUAGAUCUCAGUAACAAUCUUCUCGAGGGCACCAUUCCACACAGUCUCGGACACCUUCAAAAUCUUGCCUAUUUAGAUCUUUCAGCGAAUUCCUUGAGAGGAACUGUUUCCGAAAUCCAUUUCUCCAACCUCUCGAAGCUAAGGUAUUUAGAUAUUAGCUACAACCAUUUAGCUAUCAAGGUGGAUUCUGACUGGAUACCAGCCUUCAAUCUCUUAUACAUGGGGAUGGCAUCUUGCGAGUUCGGAAUGGAAUUUCCACGAUGGAUGAGAACGCAAGUCGACGCAGAAUCCAUAGAUUUGUCCAAUGCCUCCAUUUCAGGAUCUCUCCCAGAUUGGCUAGGUCUCAUGUCGUUCUUUGAACUGAAUCUCUCUUACAACCAAAUAAAUGGAUCUCUAUCGAAAUUUCCUUCUAGGAUGGAUCUUUUAGAUCUCUCUCACAACCAAAUAAAUGGAUCUCUGUCGAAAUUUCCUUCUGUCUCGUCUUCAUUAGAUCUCUCUCACAACUUAAUAUCAGGACCUAUUCCACAAAAUUUUGGUCUAGCGAUGCCUUAUUUAUUUUACUUGAAUCUGAAUGAUAAUCUCUUAAGUGGUCCAAUACCAACCUCAAUAUGUGAGAUGGAAUUUCUGUUUGACUUGCACCUCGAAUGGAAUGAAUUAGUUGGCGAAAUUCCUACAUGUUGGAAGAAGAGCCCUCGUACACUCCUUCAUUUUACAUUCCUUGAUUUAUCAUCCAACAUGUUGUCCGGAGUCAUACCGAGUUCUUUGGGAAAUCUAAUCGGGCUGACGUCAUUACACUUGAACAACAACAAUCUCCAUGGAGAAAUUCCCGUGACUCUAAACUAUUGCAGAACCUUGCAGAUAUUGGAUCUUGGAGAGAACAAAAUCUCUGGAAGUGUUCCACAUUGGAUUGGACCAAGUUUUCCGUUACUACAGAUUCUUAGACUGCGAGAAAACAUGUUCAAUGGUAGUAUUUCUUCACAGUUAUGCCGACUCUCCGCACUGCAAAUAUUGGAUAUGGCAGUGAACAAUUUGACAGGGAUGAUUCCAAAUUGUAUCGGCUAUAUGAAAGGGAUGAAACUGAACAAAAACAUAGAUAAAGGCAACUCACUCUCCCCUGCUUAUGCUCCUGCACAUCGUGUGCAUGGCCUGCCGGAUCAAAACACCACUCAUGCAGAUUGGAAGCAAGAGCAUGUGGAACAGGUCAUGAAAGGGGUGGACCUUGACUACACAACACUUGAUCUACAGCUUAUGGUCAAUUUGGAUCUCUCGAGCAACAAAUUGAUUGGACCGAUCCCUGGAGAGCUUACCUUGCUUUCUGGAUUGCGGGGCUUGAACUUAUCGAGCAACUUUCUUUCUGGAGGCAUCCCGACUAUGAUUGGAUACGUGAAAUCGCUCGAGUCACUUGAUCUUUCGAACAAUCACCUUUCAGGAACAAUCCCACAGAGCUUUUCUGCAUUCACAUCACUGAGCAAACUAAACUUGUCUCACAACAACUUCACGGGGCCAAUUCCCAGAGGAAAUCAAAUCCAGACCCUUGAUGAUCCUUCCAUUUAUGCCGACAAUCCUCUACUUUGUGGCGAUCCUCUACAAAAGAAAUGCCCCGGUGCGGAGGCCCCUCAAGCGCCAGAAGAAGAUGCCGAUGAAGAAGGUAAGAUUGAAAAGGUGAUGUUCUACCUCGUCAUAAUGUUCGGGUUUGCAACCGGGUUUUGGGGAGUUGUUGACGGUUUGGUGUACAAGAAGAAUUGGAGACGUGCCUACUUCGGCUACGUGGAUCGUAAAGCAGACAUGGUGUACGUGAUUGUAGCAGUGAAGGUAGCCGAGUUGAGGAGGAGACUGAGAAGAGGGUAACAGGCCUGUUCUCCAUAUCAAUUUAGUCCAAUGCUCUAUUGAUCUCGUGAAGUUUUUGCUUUCUUGUUCAAGCGGAAUCGUCUUAGUAGUUGGCUUGUUCCUCCUUAUGAGUAGUAGCCAAUUUUUUUGUGUUCUUUAGUUUCAAGCUUGUCCGAGCAAGCCGUCAAUGGAACGGCAUGGGGAGUGCAAAUCAUGUCAUUUGGUAAUUUAGUCUUGCUCAGCAAUUUAGCAGUACUUUGUGUUAUUAUAUUCAUGAUGCUAUGCUUGUCAAUGAUGUGAA